Messenger RNA from Sphenostylis stenocarpa, 273 nucleotides. The record is from the annotation of a GenBank genome assembly. Lineage: Eukaryota; Viridiplantae; Streptophyta; Magnoliopsida; Fabales; Fabaceae.
AUGGCUGUGUCAGAUGCAACUGCGAUGCUUCCAACAACUGGACGUUCUCAUCACAAUUACACAAUUUGUGCCUAUGCUGGCUAUGGAAGUCAAACUAUAUUCACCACUCUCGCAGCAGUGUCUGUUCCUCCCGGUUUGAGAGUAGUAAAUUAUCUUAAUAUGAAUCGCAGGGUGGUGGAUUUGGCUCAUCGUUGGGGUUGGAGCAACCCUAGCAAUACCUGUGAUCUUCUAUUCAUGUCGUGCCUUGUUGAGAAAAUACAAAACAAAAGGUAA